CUGAGGUAGAGCACCACCUUAGUGUCCGCUCCCGCCCACCACAGUCAGAUCUCACAGCCAGCAUAGUCACAAGUCAGUUAACCCCCAGGACAGCCAGCAGCAUUGGGAGCCUCAGUGUUCCUGACACAGGAUGGGCCCCCUACUACUGCUCACCUCCACGCUCCUGUCCAGCUACUUCCAUGCAGGGAGAACGGUGAACGCAGAUCGAUUAUUCACGAUACGAGACAUCACCCUGUCCAUCGAGCCAAGUACUGAUGUGACUCGGAACACCAAUGUGACUCUGAGAUGCAAGGCGGUCGUCAUCAGCUUUGGGCAGGAGGCGCUGAGUCGUGAGUACACUAUAUAUAAGGACGGCAACACAGUCUACACCAAGACCUCCAGCACCUCGGAGGAUCUUCUGUACCCUCUGUCCGAGGCCAGAGUCUCCAACACCGGCAAAUAUAAGUGCAAGGUCAACAUUGAGGGGAAACACAUGAACAGCGGAGCCAAGAAACUCACGGUAACAGGCCUGUCGAAACCAGUUCUCAGGCUAAACAAGGGUGUGGUCAGCGAAGGGGAGGAGAUAACGGCCACAUGUACGGCGCACGGUGAGACAGGCUCCAUUUUCUUUUACUUCUACGAUGACUCCAAAGAGAUCCAGGAGAAGCAGGUCAACUCCAACAGGGCAGAGGCCAAGCUUCGCAUCACUAGCAUUGGCAUCCACAAAAUUCACUGUGCCUACACUGUCCUUGUAACGCCAGACUCCUUCAAGUCCGAGGAAAGCAGCGCUGUCCAUGUUACAGUCAAAGAACUUCCCAUCACACCAGUUUUGGAGAUUUUCCCCCAGUCCAAGAUCUAUGAAGGAGACCAACUGGACAUCUUGUGCACCGUCAGAAACGUUCUGCAGCACUCUGAAGGUAACCUCUACCUGAGCCAGGGGAACCAGCUUCUCAGAAGUGGAGACACCAAAGUCAACCACAGCAAGGUUGCACUGGCCAAGGACCCUGGCGAGUUUGAGUGCAGAUUCGAGAUGGGAGAUGUAGUGAAAUACGUCUCAAAGACGGUUUCAGUGACUGAGCUGUUUUCAGUGCCCACUUUCACCAUGUCUCCUGCUGAAGUCUUUCAAAAGGAAAAUAUGACGCUAACAUGCAAAAGUGAGAGCUUUGCCUCUGAAAGACUCGGCAAUCAAGAAUUGACUUACACUCUUGAGCCACCUGAAAGCCCACUGACCCCCAAGGGCCCGGGAGUAUUUCAUGGCAAAGCCCUACAGUAUGAUUUCAACUAUACCUGUGUAGCUCGAGCCAGGGGCAUCGUGAAACCCAGUGAAACCCUGACUGUACGUCCUAAAGUGUCUGUCUCCAUUCCAAAGAUCUUGGUGGUUGGCAGAGCAGUCCUAGGACAGCCCCUCAAGAUCCUCUGUCAGUCAGACAGUGGCAGCCUGCCAAUAAACUACACCCUUCUGAGGGAGUACGACCAACUGAACACAACCAUUGUCAAGAAGCCCUUUCAACAAGCUUUCUUCGCAGUCACCAUCACCAAGCCUGACGAAAUCACCAAGUACAUGUGCGAGGCGAAGAAUAAUCACAGGGAAGCCCCGCUCAGUAAAAGACUCUACGCCACUGUAAUAGUGCCUCUGACGCACCCACUUAUAUCCGUGGUCCCUGACCUAUCAGACAUCUCUGAGGGAGAUCAUCUCUACCUCCUAUGCAGUGUUGUCGGCACUCCGCCUGUCACCUUUAAGUGGUACCGUGUUGGCGAUGAACAGCCGCUGUAUACCACCACCUCCAACGAGAACAACACGGCCUACCAGAUCCCCGAGGUGUCCAAACAGGACAGUGGCGCAUACUACUGCGAGGCUUUCAACCACGCCAACAAUGUUGUCAUCAGUAACCAGGUCAACAUACAGGUGCGCCUGGCGUUGUGGAAGAAACUGGUGAUCGGGGGGUUCUGUAUGCUGGCGGUGUCUGUGUUGGUGGUGGUCUCUGUGCUGUGCUUCAUAUCCAAGAGAGGUAAAAGAGAAGCAGCUGCUGAAUUGUCAGUCCUUCGAGCCCUAAAUCAGAUGACUCUUUAACAGUGAAUCUAACCCACGACACAGAGGUUUAUAAAGCAGCCACAGGUAGCUUGGUUUUACUAUUCUCCUGUGUCCCACUGACUGUCAUCACUCAGUCAUCAUCUUAACAGCCAUGUCUCUCGCCUCAACAGUCAUAGCAUGUUUCCUGUUGUAGCCACGGCAAUCCAUUUUCAUUUCCAUGUUCUAAUAUGCAUGCAGGGCCCAUGUUUCUGUUUAUGUAACUGUCUAUGUCACUUUCCUGUACAAGUUUAUGUGCACGCACAACAUGGGUAUGUUUAGGCGUAUUGCCUUCGUCUGUGUCUGACUUUUUUUUGCAUGUACAUUGUGUUUGUGUCUAAGUAUGUACCGUAUCUGCACAGGCAGGAUGAGUAGGAUGUUGUUAGAAUACAGUUGUUGUACUGUGGGAAGUAAACUCUCUGAGGUACAGGCUGUGUUUAUGGAGGAGCAAGCUGCUUGAGUAGUUCAAUUAUUAUUUGUCAAUUGUUGCAAACUGCUCAGAGCGUCAACUAUCAUCUUCUUCCAGACGCAGCGCUACUCUAUGAUGGCACGGAGGGGAGAGUGACCAAUGGGGCGCGAGAUAGUGUGGCGUCGCUUCCCAUUGACAUCAGCAACAGGAGCAGCUACAGUAUCCCAGCAACAGUGUAGAGAUGCCCCACAAUGUGUGGAACGUCAAUUACAUUUUUUUAUUUUUUACUUUCAAAGAAAAGGAAGUUCUAAGAAAGGACUCUGAGGGCAAACAUGGAAAGGAACACAAGAGGCCGUAAUCCUGUUGAUGUCCAGUGUUGUGGGAUUUGAACACUUUCUUCACUGACGACUUUCCUCAGUGAAAAGGAGGGGCGUGUUAUAAACAAUUUAAACUAGGACCCGCUGCUCCCUCUCCCCUCCUCCUGCGCUCUAGAAGGCCUAUUUUUUAUGAUUUACGUAACAUUACUGUCUUUGUCCUUUGUUUCUUUCAAUCACCAUGUUUGUGUGAUUUCAUGUCCUUUUAUUGUUGCAACUGCUCCAUUUGUCUGAUGUGCAUGUUUAAAUGGCCUUGGUGACAGAUUGAUUUGUAUAUACAUUUUAUCACCAUCACAGGAAAUGUGUGUAUAUAUUUUUGGUUCAUCCCAGAGACACCUGUAGAAUAAAGACGUUGGUUUUAUUUA
Molecule: messenger RNA, 3195 nt
Organism: Perca fluviatilis (European perch)
Lineage: Eukaryota; Metazoa; Chordata; Actinopteri; Perciformes; Percidae
Product: platelet endothelial cell adhesion molecule
Exons: 11
Coding region: 131-2050 (639 amino acids)
Biological process (GO): cell surface receptor signaling pathway
Molecular function (GO): transmembrane signaling receptor activity
Source: RefSeq, a predicted model, not a curated record